UCAAGAAGUAUAUAAGGCGUCUGCAGGGCUGCAGAAGGCAUGUCGAAUCCCUCAAUUCACUUCAAAGAUGAAGUUAGUGAUACUUCAUCUUUCCCUCCUGGUGGCAUGUGCCUUCGGUGAAUACACUAAGGGUCUUUCUGGGAAAUUUCCUAAGCUCGAGGACAUUAAAGCAGAAGCCAAGGCACCUGAAGCCAGGUCACUCGAAGGAAUCCCUGAACCAAAAAGUGAAGAACUUCUUGGUCUUGGAUUAGGUGAUGUCCAGACCAGUUAUGGCACUGAUGGUUCUCUCGAGAAAACCCUGAGCCUUCCAGGAGGUCACGAAAUCAGCGUUGGAGUUGGAAAGGAUGGAGGAUUCGGCUAUGGCUACACUACCGAUGAACACGGUCAAAUCGGAGGACUCAGUGGUGCCUCCGGCUUUGACCUUGGUGAAGGUUAUGGCAUAAGUGAGAAGAGCCACGGACAUGGAUAUGGCCACGGAGGUGGUGGAGGUGGCGGUGGACACGGACAUGGAGGUGGACACGGACAUGGUCAUGGUCAUGGACACGGACAUGGACAUGGUGAUGGUCAUGGUCAUGGUCAUGGACAUGGACACGGCCACGGACAUGGGCACGGCCACGGACAUGGGCACGGACAUGGACACGGGCAUGGGCAUGGACACGGACACGGACAUGGGCAUGGACAUGGACACGGACACGGACAUGGGCAUGGACAUGGACAUGGGCACGGACAUGGUCACGGUCAUGGUCAUGGUCAUGGUCAUGGUCACGGUCACGGACAUGGACAUGGACAUGGUCUCGGACAUGGACAUGGGCAUGGUCAUGGACAUGGGCAUGGGCAUGGUCAUGGACACGGGCAUGGGCAUGGACACGGGCACGGACAUGGACAUGGACAUGGCCACGGACAUGGGCAUGGGCACGGACACGGACAUGGUCAUGGUCAUGGGCACGGACAUGGACAUGGACAUGGACAUGGACAUGGUCACGGUCAUGGGCAUGGGCAUGGGCACGGCCAUGGACAUGGACAUGGUCAUGGACAUGGACACGGGCAUGGUCACGGACAUGGUCACGGUCACGGUCAUGGACAUGGACACGGUCAUGGUCAUGGGCAUGGACAUGGACACGGACACGGUCACGGUCAUGGUCAUGGUCAUGGACAUGGUCACGGACACGGGCACGGACACGGUCAUGGUCACGGACAUGGGCAUGGGCACGGACAUGGGCAUGGACACGGACAUGGUCAUGGUCAUGGACACGGACACGGUCAUGGUCACGGACAUGGUCAUGGGCACGGACAUGGGCAUGGACACGGACAUGGUCAUGGUCAGGGACACGGACAUGGACAUGGGCAUGGACAUGGACAUGGGCACGGACAUGGGCAUGGACACGGGCAUGGUCAUGGUCAUGGGCACGGACAUGGUUACGCCCACGGUCAUGGUCAUGGUUUUGCUCACGAUUAUCGCUCAGGCAAUGGUAUCAUCCUUCCCCACAAUACUUUUGGCACCACCUACGAAAAGGCUCUUCCUUUCGCCAGAAGCAACGAGCCUGUGCUCAACUUGGAUGCCCAAGAAUUGGCCCACUUUGAGGGUAUCAUGAAGAACUAUUUUGGUAACGCCAACUUGCCCAUUGGUCGAUCCGCAGGUGCUCAAAUCCCUGGUGGUCCCUAUACAGGACCUGCCGGAGAGAAGCUCCCAGCUCUCACUUCAGCUGCCAAAUCACCUUGAACUAAUGUGAUAAAUAACCUGGCAUUGCCAGAUCAUCAAAUCUAAUCAUUAUUUAUUUCUUCUACGCGGAAAUGUCCGCUCCAGAGGAGGAAUGGCGGAAGUCCGUAAACAGCAAAUGUCAACUCAGUACUACAUGUUAUAUCAGUGCAUAUCCUCAUAUAAUGUGUACCUCUCGCGUCAUGUAAUGCGUUACAACUUUGUUGUCUCGCGCCAGUCUUUGGACACAUUCACUGUAGAUCAUAAAUGAAAUAAAGGUUAAUUUAUUUUAGUCAUG
Argiope bruennichi is the source of this 1994-nucleotide messenger RNA. RefSeq lists its product as uncharacterized. The transcript is spliced from 13 exons. The coding region runs from base 68 to 1720 and encodes 550 amino acids. NCBI's taxonomy places the organism in Eukaryota, Metazoa, Arthropoda, Arachnida, Araneae, Araneidae. The record is from RefSeq and is a predicted model, not a curated record.